AUGUUUCGCGCUUUGUGCCUUCUAGCUGUGCUUGCAACCGGCAGCGCCUGCAAGCCCUGCACAUGUGGGAUGGUUCGUUCGGGAAGGGUGGUGGGUGGAGGAGUAGUCAUUCCUGGAGAGUUCCCCUGGCUGGCAGCGGUGAAGAGAGACGGGAAACUAGUCUGCGGAGCCACCGUCAUCGCUCGGGACCACCUCAUCACAGCUACACAUUGUGUCUACGAAGUUGAAGCUUCUCGCCUGACAGUAUUGGUGGGUGAACACGACGUAAACAAGUCGAGAUCGGAAGGCAUCAAGGUGUCACACGUCUUUCAGCAUCCGGACUUCAACCGUUAUACAUACGACAAUGAUAUUGCAGUUCUGAAACUAUCAGAACCUAUAGCAGAUAAUCUUUACCGACCUGCAUGCUUGCCUGAUGAUGAAGAUACUCUUGAAGGAGUAGACGCAAUUGUGUCUGGAUGGGGUAGCACUUUUGAAAAAGGACCUCCAUCUGAUGUCCCCAUGAAAGCACAGGUACAAAUUUGGUCACAAGAAGAAUGCAAAGGAGCAGGGUAUGGUCGAAGGAAAGUUACGCCGCGCAUGUUGUGCGCGAACGCACCUGAGAGAGACUCAUGCACCGGAGACUCGGGCGGACCCUUGCUAUUACCACAGCCUCACUAUACCGUUGUUGGUAUCGUAUCCUGGGGCAGAGGUUGUGCAAGACAAGGUUAUCCGGGGGUUUACGCCAGAGUGGAUAGUUUCAUGCCCUGGCUGCGAGUAGCUUUACGACACGCUUGUACUUGUCUCCCACCCUCUCAUUGA
Molecule: messenger RNA, 798 nt
Organism: Melitaea cinxia (Glanville fritillary)
Lineage: Eukaryota; Metazoa; Arthropoda; Insecta; Lepidoptera; Nymphalidae
Product: trypsin-1-like
Exons: 6
Coding region: 1-798 (265 amino acids)
Biological process (GO): proteolysis
Molecular function (GO): serine-type endopeptidase activity
Source: RefSeq, a predicted model, not a curated record